GACAAGGGAAAAAGACACAAGAAAAGAACGCAGGCCGUUUUCGCUCGUCGGAAGAGAGAACAAAAAUCGGAACUGCGAUCAAAUUAUAAUUUCGAAGGAGCGAAGGUAGAGUGAAAAUGGCGGAUGAGGAAGGCGAGCGGAGAGCACCAGAAAUUGCGUCAACUCCGUCGCUACAACCUAAUUUCAGACCUAAACCUAAAGGAGUCACUCAUGAGCAGCUCUCUAAAUUUCAGUUGAAUUAUUUGGGACAAUUUCCUUAGUGCUUCCGACCCUCUUUGAAUAUCUCUGUUUGCAAUUGAGUCUGCUAGCUUUCGGCCCCAUUUCUAUGGGAGGAGCUGAACUUAAUUUGGAGCUUCACAGGAGGCGACUUCAGAUAAAAUCAAGGUCAAAGAUAAGAAAGAAUACAAAAGGUUUGACUGGAAAAUCUCAAAUCAAGGAUUUGAAUACUAUCGAUGAAGUUAAUGAAGCUGAACACUCGAGACUUUCCAAUUCUGAUGUCGAUUUUGGGGAAAAGAGCUCCCAUGUUCAGCGAGAUAACACGACAACUACACUUCCAUCCAAAAGGCUACACAAGUUACAUUGGGGGCUUGACACCAAGGAACCAUGGGAAAGGAAGGCAAACAUGUAAACAAAAUGUAUACCCGUAGAUGAAGUGCCGAUGGAACUUGAAUGAUAGGGGGAACUCAAAAGGUACUUUUCUGAACUAUCCAAGUCUGAUUUUAGGUAGCUUUUUUCUGUUAAAAUGGUGAUGAGCUUGACAUGUUCAAUUCACAAAUGUUGGUUUGAUUUGACAUACCACAAUGGAUAGAAUGACAAAAAGAAAUGACGAACUAAACAAGAUGAAAUAAAAUGGAACCGACAACAUAUUGAUUUGGUCUUUU
Messenger RNA from Cucurbita moschata (crookneck pumpkin), 881 nucleotides. RefSeq lists its product as uncharacterized. NCBI's taxonomy places the organism in Eukaryota, Viridiplantae, Streptophyta, Magnoliopsida, Cucurbitales, Cucurbitaceae. Bases 326 to 628 code for a protein of 100 amino acids. The record is from RefSeq and is a predicted model, not a curated record. The transcript has 5 exons.